Rubroshorea leprosula is the source of this 718-nucleotide messenger RNA. NCBI's taxonomy places the organism in Eukaryota, Viridiplantae, Streptophyta, Magnoliopsida, Malvales, Dipterocarpaceae. The record is from the annotation of a GenBank genome assembly.
ACACCAAUUAUGCUGCGAUAUUCGGUGUAAAUUUGUUUUCUGUUCCAGUUCUAUGAUCUGCUUUUGUACAAUUUUCCACCUUUGGAAACAAAUUUUUAAUAUUGUGCUGUUAAUUGUCACUAUAUUAAAAACAAGUCCCUCUCAACCUCAGAAUUCCCAAGUUCACACGCACACUUAUCUAACUCUUUUCAUCCCUCUCUGUAUAAAUUCAUCUAUCCUGGGUGCCUCCCUCGCAUCCCAAUUCAUCUCUGUGUUUGCUCUCCCGCAUAUAACACUUCAUCCUCUCUCUAUUUAUUCACUUGUCCUGUAAACUAAUUGAAGAUGGCCAGGCUUGUCACCCAGCUUUUGGUAAUGGUCCUCCUACUCCUACUCUGCACCACCUUCACCUAUGCUGCUCGUCCGGAACCGGCCUUUGCCAAUCAUACACCGGAAAAAACCCAGCUUGAGGAUGAGGUGGUGGUGAAAGAGAGCUGUGAAGGAGUUGGAGAGGAAGACUGCUUGAUGAGGAGGAAUCUGGCUAUUCAUCUUGAUUAUGUGUAUACCCAGAAGCACAAGCAACCAUGAAUAAUAUAAGUUCAUCUAUGAAUUUAUACAUGUGUAAUGCUCUAUCUCUGUUAAUUACGACAACAUAACAGCAUGCUACACGGUUUUUGCGUUUUGCUGUUAAUUAUCUUUUUGCGUUUUGCUUGUUUCUUGCUAAUAUAUAUACCAGGUGAUU